Messenger RNA from Daucus carota subsp. sativus, 1601 nucleotides. RefSeq names its product geranylgeranyl transferase type-2 subunit beta 1. Gene Ontology annotation, molecular function: Rab geranylgeranyltransferase activity. Gene Ontology annotation, biological process: protein geranylgeranylation. Gene Ontology annotation, cellular component: Rab-protein geranylgeranyltransferase complex. NCBI's taxonomy places the organism in Eukaryota, Viridiplantae, Streptophyta, Magnoliopsida, Apiales, Apiaceae. The transcript is spliced from 10 exons. Bases 111 to 1049 code for a protein of 312 amino acids. The record is from RefSeq and is a predicted model, not a curated record.
AAUUAACUCUAUACGCACACGGUGAGUACAUACUACAUAGUACAGACUAGUCCAGGUCCAGCAGGCAUCUCCUAGUUGCACUUCCCGUCAUUACAACAUCCUGUGUGGGAAUGGGGGAGCUGGAAGCUGAUAAACAUGUUAGAUAUAUUAUGGAGGUUGAAAAGAGGAAGGAUGAUUUUGAGUAUGUUGUGACAGAGCAUCUGCGUAUUAAUGGGGCAUACUGGGGAUUGACGACGAUUGAUAUAUUGGGGAAGUUGGAUGUUGCAGAUAAAGAAGAGGUUGUAUCUUGGGUCAUGAAGUGCCAACAUGAAUCAGGUGGAUUUGGUGGUAAUAUUGGUCAUGAUCCUCAUUUGGUCACUACCCUUAAUGCAGUACAAAUUUUGGCUUUGUUUGACAGUAUCAAUGUACUUGACAUCGAUAAGGUGUCGAACUAUAUUGUUGGUCUUCAAAAUGAAGAUGGGUCCUUUUCAGGGGAUAUAUGGGGAGAGAUUGACACUCGGUUCUCGUAUGUAGCCAUUUGUUGCAUCUCACUGCUGCGUUGUUUGGACAAAAUAAAUGUGGAAAAGGCUGUAAAUUACAUUGUAAGUUGUAAGAAUCUGGAUGGAGGAUUUGGAUGCAUCCCUGGUGCAGAGUCUCAUGCAGGGCAAAUUUUUUGCUGUGUGGGGGCUCUUGCGAUAACUGGUUGUCUGCAUCAUGUUGACAAGGACCUCCUAGGAUGGUGGCUGUGUGAGCGACAAGUCAAAUCUGGUGGUCUAAAUGGUCGUCCUGAGAAGCUUCCUGAUGUCUGCUACUCUUGGUGGGUUCUUUCAAGCUUAACCAUGAUUGACAGAGUGCAUUGGAUUGACAAGGAAAAACUUCUUAGAUUUAUCUUGGAUUGCCAGGAUAAGGAGAAUGGAGGUAUAUCCGAUCGACCAGAUGAUGCUGUUGAUGUCUUCCACACAUAUUUUGGUGUCGCUGGCCUCUCACUGCUUGAAUAUCCAAAACUAAAAGCAAUUGACCCGGCUUAUGCAUUGCCUGUGGAUGUUGUCAAUAGGAUUUUCUUCAAAUAGCAUGGCUUACUUAACGCUAGUAGAUAAUUCUCUCUCAAUUCUACUAACUAGAGCUCCCUUGCUUUUUCUAUAUGGAAAUCACAAACAAUAUAUAAGCAACAAUUUUUUAAGAGGUAGUUCGCUGUGUUGCUGUUAGAGUUACUAGAGCAGCUUUACAUCUUUGUAUCGGAUAUUACCAGUGGUGAAGGGUUCUGAUCAUGUUGGCGCGAUGAAAUGAGCUUUUAAGCCUUUUACAUCAUUGCAUUGUGUUGUCAAUUAGCUGAGGUGAAGGGUAAAUGUUGUGCUUGGCGCGAUGAUCAAGUAUCAGAACCAACUCGGAAUCUUACCUAAUGAGAGAACGUUGUACCCCGGGAACAACCUUAUCAAACAGACAAACGCCACCGGCCUAGUAUUGAAGCUUUUGCACUUGCACAGCGUAUUUCAAGACAAACUAAUGUUCGGUAGACAUUCAUUUUGAAAAUUAAUUUUAAUCAAAUAUUUGUGAUGUAAUUAGGGAUUUGCGAGUACAUAUUUAUCUUCAGGUAUGCUAUUUCUGGAACACUUGCACAUUUU